CCUUCCAAUGUUCCUGAUUUCAAACAUGGAAGUGAGACAAUCCACUCCCACCUCCAAAAUCUAGUGUGUUAUCAAACAGGCCCUUGUAGUCUACGGUCGUAUGAUGACUCAUAGAAACGUGUUAUGGAAGGAAAGACGACUCAAGUUCCUGGGGUCUUCUCUUUUCACAGAUAUUGUCUUUGCCCGCCAAAAAAUCCACGGGCUCGCAUCAAAUUCGAUACUACCUGGUGUAGCUUUUUACCGCUUUCUUUUUGCCCAAAAUAAAAACCAACUUUUAGUUUGGCAUUGCACGUUCAUGAUCAGGUGGGAGAGAUGACAGGAGUUUGUAUUGACCGGAGAUGCGGCUUCUGCAAAUCGAAUGGAGUGUUCUACAGCAAGAGGAAAUCCAUCCCCCUCCCUUCUGAUGAGUUCUUGGAUGCCUUCACCUUCAUUUCGUCACAGCCUCACAAGGGCAACAUAGCCUUCAUCGAAGCUGCCACCGGCCGCACCCUCGCCUACAUCGACCUCUGGCGAUCCGUGAAUUCAGUUGCCGCCGGCCUCUCUGAGCUCGGUGUCCGACAAGGUGAUGUUAUCCUCCUGCUCUCACCAAACUCCAUCCAAUUUCCCAUAAUAUGCUUGGCUGUCAUGUCCAUCGGUGCUAUCAUCACCACCACCAACCCCCUCAACACCCCCGGCGAAAUCCACAAACAAGCUGCCGACUCCAAUGCCACCCUCGCUUUUACGAUCCCUGCGCUCAUCCCCAAACUCAGCCUCACCAACCUCCCAAUUGUACUAAUCGGAAGCGACACUGAGCCUCGCUCCUGCAUCACUACAUUAGACCGUUUGAUGCGGACCAACCCAGAGAGGCGACCAUUGGUACGCAUCAAGCAGGACGACACGGCCACCCUGCUCUUCUCUUCGGGCACCACCGGUGUGAGCAAGGGUGUGGCCUCGUCCCACCGCAAUGUAAUAGCCAUGGUCUCGGUGUUGCAAAAGAGGUACUCACCAGGGGAGCGUCUCACCUUUCUGUGCACCGUACCCAUGUUCCACAUCUACGGCCUCUGCUGCUUUGCCACCGGCCUUUUAGCAGCAGGCACCACCACUGUGGUCAUCUCAAAAUUCGAACUAAGUGAGAUGUUACAGGCGGUUGAGACAUACAGAGUGACUCAUUUGCCAAUCGUGCCCCCCAUACUCGUAGCUUUGGGUGGAAGCGAAGUGUCACAAAGGUUUAAUUUGGGAUCACUGAAGAAUGUUGUGUGCGGUGGGGCGCCGGUGAGUAGGGAGGUGACGGAGGCAUUUCUGAGAAGGUUCCCGGGAGUGGUGCUCACGCAGGGGUAUGGGAUGACCGAGACUGCAGGCAUUGGGGCGUCGACCGAGACACCGGAGGAGGGAAAGCGAUACGGUUCUGCUGGGCUAUUGAUUCCAGACAUGGAGGCCAAGAUUGUGGACCCAGAAACCGGUGAGUCGAUGCCGCCUAAUCGUCGAGGGGAGCUAUGGCUCAGAGGGCCUUCUGUCAUGAAAGGUUAUUUCAGUAAUGCAGAGGCGACUGCUGGGACCUUGAAUUCCGAGGGAUGGCUGAGAACAGGGGAUUUAUGCUACUUUGAUGAGGAUGGUUUCCUUUUUGUGGUGGAUAGGUUGAAGGAGCUCAUCAAAUACAAAGGUUAUCAGGUUGCACCUGCAGAGCUCGAGGCUCUGCUUCUUACCCAUCCAAAUGUAGAAGAUGCUGCAGUCGUGCCGUUUCCUGACAAAGAAGCUGGACAAAUUCCUGUCGCCUUUGUGGUCAAAAAGGUUGAGUCUCACUUAUCAAAUGCCACCCUUCUUAGUUUUGUGGCGGAUCGGGUGGCGCCAUACAAGAAGAUCCGAAGAGUCAUGUUCGUGAGAAGCAUCCCUAAGACAUCUUCGGGGAAGAUACUUAGGAAGGAUCUCAUCAACCUCGCCAUUGCCUUAUCUUCCAAUUCCAAGCUCUAAACCAUACAAAUUAUCGUUGUCUUCCAGUCACAAGCUCUAAAUUGGAUGAGGUUUGUAUAAAGUGUACACUUCAUAUUUUACAAGUAAACUGCAACUCUAAAUAUUACCAGAAUAUGUAGUUCUGAUAUCAGAAAUCUUGUGAUGUUGAAAAUCCAUAUUCAACUCGAAUUAUGAAAUUUAAAGUUAAAAAAAGUGGAUCUUGAGGUCGA
Molecule: messenger RNA, 2156 nt
Organism: Amborella trichopoda
Lineage: Eukaryota; Viridiplantae; Streptophyta; Magnoliopsida; Amborellales; Amborellaceae
Product: putative CoA ligase CCL5
Cellular component (GO): peroxisome
Molecular function (GO): CoA-ligase activity
Source: RefSeq, a predicted model, not a curated record